Messenger RNA from Drosophila subpulchrella, 1581 nucleotides. Its product is annotated as putative ATP-dependent RNA helicase CG14443. The record is from RefSeq and is a predicted model, not a curated record. Gene Ontology annotation, cellular component: nucleus; cytoplasm; ribonucleoprotein complex. Lineage: Eukaryota; Metazoa; Arthropoda; Insecta; Diptera; Drosophilidae. The transcript has a single exon. Gene Ontology annotation, molecular function: RNA binding; RNA helicase activity; ATP binding. Bases 152 to 1558 code for a protein of 468 amino acids.
CCAGAAGAGUCGUUCUCCAUUGAGGAGCCGCAGUCCCCAACGCUUUAUUAAGCGCUGGAGGAGCAGGACUCCCCCUGGAAAUUUCCAGAAGAGUCGCUCUCCGCUGAAAAGCCGCAGUCCCCAACGCAUUUUCGAUUCUUCCAGCAGCAGGAUGCCCACCGAAAAUCGCGAGAUGGGUCGUCCUCGGCUGAAGAGCCGUAUUUGCAAUCCCUGGAAAGAGAUCCUGUGCCCGGCUGAUCGCGAGCAGAAUGAAUCGGAGCUGUACCGGAAACGCCACAAGAUCUCCCUGGCCAGCUGCGAUCCGCGACCCGCUCCCAAGCCUGUCCAGAAUUUCCAGCGCAGCGGAUUCGGCGAGAACAUAAUCCGGCGUCUGGAGCUCCGUGGCUUCGAGUCGCCCACACCCAUCCAGGCCCAAAGUUGGCCGGUGGCCCAGUCGGGCAGCAACAUGGUGAUGGUCUCCGGCACCGGAACAGGCAAGACCUUGGGCUACCUGCUGCCGGGCAUCAUGAAAGUCCAACAGAAGCAUCUAUCGCAACGCCGCAAUGAUGGUCCGAUUGUCCUGGUUCUGGUGGACUGUCGGGAGGCAGCGAUUUUAGUCCACAAGGAGGCACAGUCCUUCACGAAUCAGCACGAGCUACGGAGCCAGUGCAUCUCGGGCAGCGUCUGGUGGAAUGCCGCCACCGACUGUGAACUGUUGGUGGCCACGGCCGGUCGCCUGCUGGAAAUAUUGUCCGGCGAUGGCCAGGAAAUGGUCCUGGGUCGUUGCUCCUAUGUGGUUCUCGACGACAUAGACCGAAUGAUUGAUGUCGGCUUGGAGGGCCAGCUGUGCCGCCUGCUCUGCCUGAUGCGUCCACAGGCCCAGUUCGUCAUCGCUUCGUCAUCGUGGACGCGCAAUCUUCAGCGGAUGGCCCGCAAGUACAUGGGCAACUACACCCUGAUCCGUGUGGGUGGUCCCAUCGAUUCCAGCCAGGGACUCCAGAGCCUCCGCCAGCGGGUGGUGAUGCUCAAUUCGAGCCGCAAGACGCAUCAGCUCAAGGAGGAGCUAACGAACAUUUAUGAUUUGAGCGACACGCCCGGCAAGGUGGUGGUCUAUGCCGAACGCCAGCGGUGCGUCGACGAGCUGGUGGCCUUCAUCCGUGUGUUUGUGCCCUGCGCCGGCCUCCAUGGCGGACGCACUGUCGCCGAACGGGAUGCCAUCAUCCGUGCCUUUCGCACCGGCCGCUACAACAUCAUCGUGGUCACCGACAUGACCCAGCGGGGACUGGACGUGCCGGGCAUCAAGUAUGUGAUCAACUACGACUUCCCCAACUCCAUCGAGGGCUAUGUCCAACGUCUGACCAGAACGGGCUGCCUCUCGGUAUCGCAGGGCUGCGAGGUCAUCAGCUUCUUCACCAGAACCAACUUCAAACUCGCCAACGCUCUGGUCGCCUUUCUCGAGGAGCACAAGCAGAAGAUUGAGCCGCGUCUCCAUCAGAUGGCCAAGGAUAGAAUUCGUCGCAUCCAGAAUCGACGCCCGGAACGUCCUCGUCGCGGCAAUCAUGGCAAUCGCCAUCAGUAAGAGCCAGCCAAGCCAAGUCAAUC